Camarhynchus parvulus is the source of this 1173-nucleotide messenger RNA. RefSeq names its product nodal growth differentiation factor (gene NODAL). The record is from RefSeq and is a predicted model, not a curated record. Lineage: Eukaryota; Metazoa; Chordata; Aves; Passeriformes; Thraupidae. Gene Ontology annotation, biological process: SMAD protein signal transduction; BMP signaling pathway. Bases 1 to 1173 code for a protein of 390 amino acids. Gene Ontology annotation, cellular component: extracellular region. Gene Ontology annotation, molecular function: cytokine activity; type I activin receptor binding; growth factor activity. The transcript has 3 exons.
AUGCGGGUCCCGCUGCGCUCCGUGCCCGCGCUGGCGCUCUGCGCCUUCGCCCUGCUCCGCCUGGGCUGCGCUCCGGCCCGGGCACUCACCUGGGCACCGACCGGAGCGUCCCCCCGGGCAUCGCUCACCUGGGCACCGACCGGAGCGUCCCCCCGGGCACUCACCUGGGCACCGACCCCCGCCCCAGCCCGUGCCCCGCCGCGCUGUCCCCCGCUGAUGCUGCAGCUGCUGCGCGCCCCUCCCGCCCCGCUCCGCGCCGCCGCCGCCGCCGCUCUCAGCCUCUCCCCGCACGGUUCCUUACAGAACGGCUCUCGCUGGGCGCUCUCCUUCGACAUGUCCUCCCUGUCCAGCAGCCAGGAGGUGAGUCUGGCUCAGCUCCGUGUCCGCCUGCCCGGCCUCUCCCGCGCCCACAACGCCUCCCUGGACAUCUACCACAGCCAGCGCCGCAGGUGCCGCCCGGACGGCUCCUGUACCCACCAGCUCUUCCUGGGCACCGUGGCUGGCACCCCCUCUGCCACCCAGGCCUCCUGGAAAGUCUUUGAGGUCACCAACCUGCUGCGGGGCUGGCUGCACCAAGCCGUGCCCGCCGGGCAGCAGAGCCGGUGGGAGAUGAACGGCUCGGCCGCUCCCGCCGCACCGGGAGGCAGCGGGGACGUGGCAGACAGCGUCCUGCUGCUCGUCUUCUCCAAGGACAAGUCUCCAGGCGAGCACAGCCUCAUCAGGACGGCCGAGACCUCCAAGUACAUCAUGCGGGAGAGCGGCUGGCGGGGCGCGGGGCCGCGGCGGCAGCGCAGGACCAGGAUGGAGAGGCAGCGCAUCAAAGCCAGCGCCCCGCGGGAGCAGGGCCGGCAGCAGGGCCGGCCGCUGUGCCGCAGGGUGGACAUGCUGGUGGAUUUCGAGCAGACGGGCUGGGGCAGCUGGAUCGUGUACCCCAAGAAGUACAAUGCUUAUCGCUGUGAGGGGCUGUGCCCCUCGCCCGUGGAUGAGACCUUCAAGCCCACCAACCACGCCUACAUCCAGAGCCUGCUGCAGCUCUACAAGCCCAACCAGGUGCCGUGUCCUGCCUGCUCCCCGGUGAAGAUGAGCCCCCUCUCCAUGCUCUACUACGAGAGGGGCGAGGUCGUCGUCCGCCACCACGAGGACAUGAUCGUCGAGGAGUGCGGCUGCAACUGA